AUGGCUAAGCACAGGAAGGUCUGCGGCAAAAAGAAGCCUCGGAAGUCACGCAAGGCUAUUAACCGUGACUCGUACGUCCGGAGCAAGGACAAAAUCCUUCGCAAGCGUCAGGAAUAUCGUCUAGCCGAUCAGUUUCGACGCCUUUCAGCGGCUCGACGUAAGCUCGCGGAGUUGGAGCCGCAAGAAAUAGAAGUGGAGGCUGUUGAACGGACGGCGUGGACGCCGGUCACCCCGAGCAACAUUCUGUAUGGCGUGAGCAAGGACCCAGAUGUGUUCGCUUACUUUAUUACGGAAUUGCGAAACCGUUGUAAGUCAAGACAUGGUCGUGGCCCCACGAUGUUAUCGCCUAAAGAGCUGUACAGGGCAGCCAUUCUUGAGUUGCAUCCCGACAAACUAACCGCUCUACGAAACAAGUUUGGAGAGCGUUUCGAGGAAGUGGCGACCUACUGGAGCCGGCCCACCAUUUAAUCAUUCGUAACGACCAUCGACGCGCUGGGUUGGCCUACAUGAAGCGGUAUUGAGCCCCCGCACGACGGAAGGUGUGCGAGGUAAACCAGCUGUUGUACCAGUGUUUCGCAACAUAGCCUGAUGUCGACUGGCUUUGCCGAUAUAACGAAUGGUCGAUGCAGUUGAGAAGAUUGAUGAAGCUCUGCUCUCCCAUCUUCUUUCCCCAACCAACGGUCACCUUCUCGCAUCCUGUGGAACCUUUGUCACUUUUAAUAGCUUUCUUGCUCAGACCAACAAGCGCAGGAAAAACGUAGUCUUCAUCAACCCACUUGUGUCCUCUUUUCUCGGUAGCGUAGGCGACCCAAUUUGACAAGUGUUCGUAAGCAUUCAUCGCUGUUUCUUCGCCAGCCAGCUUGUGCAGAUUAUAAGAUCGCCCCUCCGCUACCUCAGUC
This is a messenger RNA of Phytophthora nicotianae INRA-310, 899 nucleotides long. RefSeq lists its product as hypothetical. The transcript has 2 exons. The coding region runs from base 1 to 468 and encodes 155 amino acids. The record is from RefSeq and is a predicted model, not a curated record. Lineage: Eukaryota; Oomycota; Peronosporomycetes; Peronosporales; Peronosporaceae.